CCCCUCUAAUUUUCUCUCCCCCGACACUUGUUUAUUCGGCACACUUAUUCAUCAUACGUGGCUCAAGCAAUUUUGGUUCGAGCCAUUCUUGUUCGAGCCGCGCGCUUCCUGGGGUGAAUGAGCCUUCAUGGGUCCAUGGUGCCCGUGACGGCCAGAUGGCCACUCGGAGUGACUUCCAAGAACUCCUUCUUGGAUUGCCCUGCGCCCUGGACCGACAACGUGACCGUCGGCGAGCGCCCCAAGUCGGACCCCACCUCUGACCGCCCCUCGUUCUCAGCGUCAGAUCGGUCACACAGCGGAGAUGUCCACUGCCCGAGUGGGGAAGGCCGUCGGGCGACGGAGGAGGGCGCCGGGCAACAGUCGGACAAGGAUGGGGACGGCAGCUCUCCGAGGUCGGGCGCGGGCAUUUCCGGAAACCAUCAGGUGAUCAGCAGGUCGCAGCGGCGUCGCAUGCAGCGCAUCGCCAAGAACAACUAUUUUGAGACCGUGAGCUCCGCCUCUACGCCGAUCGCGCACUCCUCGGGCUCAGGCGUCUCCAGAGAGCACGUCGCGACUGACAGCUCGAACGCCAUCCAGAUUGGUACCAAGAUCUCUCUGUGAUUGCCUCUGGGGCGGUGAGGGUACAAGUGGACCAUGGCAGGUCCUAUUUCGUUUGCAUUUCGGGUCUGCAGCCGUUUUCCUCACAUCAGGUCGGAAACUACGAUUUCGGGGAAUUUCGUUCGAUCUGAUGUUUCUUAUUCAUUUCAGGUCUGCAGCCGUUGCCCUCAGAUCAGGUGGGAUUGUCCCGCCGCGGGGAGCCGCACGCUGCAGCGCAAUCCAUCAUCUCAGCUAUUUUUGCAUGUGCCUAGCCCUUCUGUAAGGGUUUCUAAGCUAGGGGGGCCCUGGCGGAAGGAGGGGGGGGCUUCGAAGCUAUCCCCCCCCC
Prorocentrum cordatum is the source of this 922-nucleotide messenger RNA. The record is from the annotation of a GenBank genome assembly. Lineage: Eukaryota; Dinophyceae; Prorocentrales; Prorocentraceae.